AUGGCCACAGCAAUCUACCCCCCCGUAUCACCCGCCGAGCUCCUCCAGCAGGAGGGCAUCUCCGCCUCCAACGAACUCAACUGGCUCCUCACCACCCUCCCCGAAACCCUCGCCUCCCUCCGCCACGGCCUGCACAGCAGCGCCACCCUCCUCUCCCCGCACACAACCUCCACCCUCGCGCUCACCUCCCCGCGCAGCGAGGCCCUCAAAGGCUUCGUCACGCGCUGCGGCCCCACAAUCACAAAGGGCGACAUCACCGCCAAGCUCCUCGGCCUCCCGCCCAAACACAAGCUCACCCUCUGCCGCGACCUGCGCCUCGACCAGCUCACCGACGUCAAGAACCACGUGCGCGAGUGCCUGGCCCUGCUCGGCCCCGAGGGCGCCGAGGCCGCGUGGCUCGGGCAAGGCCGCGCAGACGCCGCGAGGGCGCUCGAGAAGCUGCGGGUGCUGCGCGCCGGGAUUGCGGCGGCGCGCGCGGCGCUCAAGGGCGCGGGGCCGGCGGCGAUGUUUCCGUGUCGUGCGGUGGACCCGAGGAUGUUUGAUCCGCCGCUGCCGCCGCUGCUGGCGUUCGACCUGUACAUCACCGAGGCGGCACUGACGGCGGAGCUGCGCACGCUGGAGCCUGUUUCGGUCGGCGGUGACGGUGGUGGUGGCGGUGGCGGCGGCGGCGGCGCGGUGGGCGGCGGGGGGUUCGGGUUUGGGCAGCGGUUUGCGGCGGCGGUGGGCCUGCGCGGGGGCGUGGGGGCGCACGGGGAGGGCGAGGGCGCGGAGGUCUUUGUGUAUCGCGGCGCGAGCGUGCGCGUGAGGGAGAGGGUCAAGGUCGAGAGCCAGGACCCGAAUUUGAUGGCGGUGUGGGCCAAGCUGGGCGGGGUGGAGCAUGCGCUGGUGGGCGCGAUAAAGAGUUUGGAGAUGGUGGCGGGGGCGGCGGGCGUGGUGGUGGUUGUGUAG
Messenger RNA from Morchella sextelata, 948 nucleotides. RefSeq lists its product as uncharacterized. NCBI's taxonomy places the organism in Eukaryota, Fungi, Ascomycota, Pezizomycetes, Pezizales, Morchellaceae. Gene Ontology annotation, cellular component: RAVE complex. The record is from RefSeq and is a predicted model, not a curated record. The transcript is spliced from 3 exons. Bases 1 to 948 code for a protein of 315 amino acids.